AUGGAGGCGAGCAAGGGAAGCGAUGGGAGCUCGGGCGCCUCGGCGAGCAACGAUGACAGCACGGUGGAGGAGGAAGGAGCGGGCCGUGAAUCGCACGAGGACGCCUGCAGGGGGAACUCUUUGUCGUCCUCGUCGGUGCGCCCCUACGUUCGCUCCAAGAACCCGCGCCUCCGCUGGACGCCGGAGCUCCACCACUGCUUCGUCCGUGCCAUUCAUAGGCUCGGCGGCCAAGAUCGUGCAACUCCGAAGCUCGUUCUUCAGUUGAUGAACGUCAGAGGGCUUAGCAUAGGCCAUGUCAAGAGCCACCUCCAGAUGUAUAGGAGUAAGAAGAUUGAUGACUCAGGCCAGGUCAUAGGUCAUCUCCCCUUGCCCCAUGCCUUCCAUCAUCGCCAGAGUGGUGCGGGCACCAUGUCGUCAAGGUUUGGUGCUGCUGCAUGGCCUCCAUGGAGAAGCUUCCAUGAACCAUACUGGGCCCAUGGUCGCCCCUUCCUUGGAUCGAGGACCUACAACUCUUUAGAAGCUGAAACCGAGGCGGCUUUCCUUCGGUCCCGAGCUCAACAUGUAGCUCGAGCUGCAUCUAGCAAUCCAGGAUUGAUGAUGCAAUCAGGCUGUGCAUCUCUGAACGAUCAUCAUACCAUGAACCACCAGCAUAAACGACUGCUGCAACCGACAGCGCGUAAUGACGACGAUACCCAUGUUCCUCUUGAUCUUGAUCUCGAUCUCGAUCUCUCGCUCGGUCUCCCCGUGCCGAGGAAGGAGGCGAAGUGGAAGAGAUCGGGCUGCGGCUGGGUGAAAGAAGGCCCUGAUGAGAAUGGAGCCGAUGAAGAACAAGUGGAUGAGAUCAGCACUGCCACUAUGCUAUCUCUGUCCUUGUUCUCUCCUGGGGAUGCUCCUCGGAUGAUGAGUAGUACUAGUGCUAGUGAUCGUGCAGUAAAUGUCAGUGUGGAUAUUAAGAGAGGAGGGAAAGAUGAGCAUGCUACAAGGAGGGCAAGUACUCUUGAUCUCACCAUAUGA
Molecule: messenger RNA, 1014 nt
Organism: Triticum turgidum subsp. durum (durum wheat)
Lineage: Eukaryota; Viridiplantae; Streptophyta; Magnoliopsida; Poales; Poaceae
Source: the annotation of a GenBank genome assembly